Molecule: messenger RNA, 2827 nt
Organism: Hyalella azteca
Lineage: Eukaryota; Metazoa; Arthropoda; Malacostraca; Amphipoda; Hyalellidae
Product: glucose dehydrogenase [FAD, quinone]
Exons: 14
Coding region: 350-2161 (603 amino acids)
Molecular function (GO): oxidoreductase activity, acting on CH-OH group of donors; flavin adenine dinucleotide binding
Source: RefSeq, a predicted model, not a curated record
UUUGUCUUUUGUCCACUGAAGUGCACCUUUUUGGCUAGCUUCUGCUCUGCCCGGUGCAAGGAUCCAUAGGUCCAGUAUUUAUAUCGCAGCGUUUUCUGCAUGGGGCUCACAAUCAAACUUGCUGUGGCGCAGAUCGAGUGCAACUGCAACGGUCAGCAACGAGGCGUGUGAAGCCUCAUAGAUCUGAGUUUUACGAAUGAUAUCUUUUACAUAUUUUAGUUCGCUUAAAGACUCAUUUAUUUACAUUAAGAAAAUAAAAUAAACUUAUAGCCGAGGUUCAAGGACCUACCUCAAGGUACAGCCCAGUAGAUAUAUAAUCAGUGUAGAGUGUUCAACACAAUUCGUCAUCAUGAGCUCUUUAUCAGUUAUGAGUCUCAUAACAAAAUUAGCUGCCAUUAUUGCUGGGAUAUUCACGCAGCCAACAGUUUAUCCUACGAGUGUUAUGCCUCAGGAUACAAUCGUCGACUUCAUCGUAGUGGGCGCAGGCUCAGCGGGCAGUGUGGUGGCUGGUCGACUCUCCGAGGUGCCGGAAUGGGAGGUGCUGGUGUUGGAGGCCGGAGGACAACCGCCCACGUUCACAAAAAUUCCGUUCCUACAUUUUGCUUCUGCUUUUCCAAACGUAUCUUUCGUCAACAAGUAUCCGACAAUUGCUCCAAAAUACUCUAGUCAAUUUGGCGUGUUAACUGAUCCAAGGUACACCACGGGAAAAAUGGUCGGAGGAUCAGGCGCCAUCAACCAGAUGGUCCACAACCGAGGCAACCCCCAAGAUUACGACAAUUGGGCCCAGUUAGGAAACCCAGGCUGGGACUGGGAAACAGUUUUGAAAUAUUUCAAGAAAUCUGAAGAUUACCGAAGUCCUAUGAAGCCUAGAGAUGCUCCAUUCCGUGGGAUCGGCGGUCCUAUGAGCGUGCAGAAACUUGGCUGGAUGCCGCCGGUUGGUAGACUUGCUAUACAGGCUGGCAUGGAGGUGGGCUUACCGGAAAUCGACUACAACACAGAUACAAAAAUCGGUAGCACUAUUUUACAGCUAGCAACUCGUAAUGGCGAGCGAGAGUCUUCGGCAGAUGCAUUUUUAAUGCCAAACAUGCAACGCAAAAACCUGAAACUACAAAUCAACUCUCAAGUAAUCAAGAUCAUACUGAAUAAAAACAACGAUGCAAUAGGAGUCAAAUAUGUUCAUAAAAAUAAGGUGAAGCGAGUGUUCGCUAGGCGAGAGGUGAUAAUAUCAGCAGGGGGCGCUGACACUCCCAAGCUGCUGAUGCUGUCGGGGAUCGGACCGCGGGAGCAACUACGUAAACUUGGGAUUGAUACUCGCGUGGACUUGCCAGGUGUAGGGCAGAAUUACCAAGACCAUGUAAGUCUCCGAGGAAUAGGUUGGACCAUCCACCCAAAUAUAUCGUCUUCACUCUUAGAACAGAUCAGCCCGUCGGCGAUGCUGCGCUAUCAGAGGAGUAGGGACGGUCCCUUGAGUGUUCCUGUUGGCAUGUGCGCAUCGUAUUUGCUGAAUGUCCACAAUCCAGAUGAGCCAACCGUUCCGGACAUUCAGGUGUUCCUCUUUUGUGCGCUUGACGGACAAGACUAUGGUCUUUUCUCCUUGAGCGGCUACCAAGAAUCGGUCCAAGAAUAUUAUCGACCGACGCUGGGUAGAGAUGGAUUCUUCAUGCUUCCGAUGCUGUCCAGACCGAAGAGCGUCGGGACGGUGACCCUCAAGUCUAGGAACCCCUUCGACCCGCCCGUCCUGGACCACAAUUCACUCAGUCACCCCGACGACGUCGAGCUGAUGGUCAAAGCUGCCAAGGCUUCACUGAAGUUAGGGAAUGCCAAGAUCUUCCGUAGGGCGCUCGGAGCUGAACCUCUCAAAAAACCAAUUCCUGGCUGCGCGCAUCUUGAGUUCCAGUCCGACGACUACUGGAGAUGUUUCGUGCGCGGCAUGGCUAAUGUGAUGGCGCACAUCAGCGGCACCUGCAAGAUGGCUCCAGACUCCGACCCCAUGGGGGUGGUGACGCCGCGGCUCAUCGUGCGAGGUGUCAGGAAUUUACGCAUCAUGGACGCGUCAAUUAUGCCCCAAAUAGUUUCCGGCAACACGAACGCCCCGGUGAUCAUGAUUGGAGAAAGAGGGGCGGAUCUAAUCAAAGAAGAUUAUGGGAAAAUUAAACUGUGAAAAUAUAGAAAGCAAUACAUACAAACUUCCACGUUCGGAAGAUUAACUAACUAAUGGACCGAUGAGUUCAAUUCUGCGAAUUUUUUAAACUGAAUUUACAAUGAAAUAGGUCAAAUAUUUUCAUAAUACGUUCAGUAUAUAUGUGUAAGGUCUAUGACCUCAUAAAGUACCACUAUUGCCAUUACCUUUAAUUAUGAAAAACUGUGUAUAGUAAAAUUUGCUAAUAGCACCAUAUUCUUCAGAAAGCACAUAUAUUUUAGUUUUUGUCGCAAAUGAUUAUCAAUCAAUACAAUUUAUUUGGAGAUUAAUUAAACUCAAUUACCGUUAAUUAAAUUUCGAUCUUCACAGUUUUUCCAAUCAAGCUCCAAACGUUGUUUUUUUUCAUGUUACCCCAUCUUUAUUUUCAUCUUUUAAAAUAUUUUAACCACAAACCCCUGCCUAACUAACUUUGCGUGGAUCAAAUCUACUGGAACGACGCAAACGACGUUACGCUUAUAAAGAUUUUUUUUUCGACCAAAUAGGUGUACCCACGAUUAGAAUUUCGAUGCUAUGUUACUAGUGUUACGUAAAAUUUACAUGUGUUCAUCGUUUCAUAACUUUGAUAACUAUAAAGUUACCAAAUUAUACACAAUUGUCUUCAUUCAAUAAAAAAAUGGAGAGUUUCAA